Messenger RNA from Echinops telfairi (small Madagascar hedgehog), 2493 nucleotides. RefSeq names its product EBF family member 4 (gene EBF4). The transcript has 15 exons. Lineage: Eukaryota; Metazoa; Chordata; Mammalia; Afrosoricida; Tenrecidae. The record is from RefSeq and is a predicted model, not a curated record. Gene Ontology annotation, biological process: regulation of transcription by RNA polymerase II. The coding region runs from base 1 to 1716 and encodes 571 amino acids. Gene Ontology annotation, molecular function: DNA-binding transcription factor activity, RNA polymerase II-specific; RNA polymerase II cis-regulatory region sequence-specific DNA binding.
AUGUUCCCCGCGCAGGACGCUCUGCCCCGCGGCGGGCUCAGCCUGAAGGAGGAGCCGCUGCUGCCCGCCGGCCUGGGCUCCGUGCGCUCCUGGAUGCAGGGCGCGGGCAUUCUGGACGCCAGCACCGCGGCGCAGAGUGGUGUGGGCCUGGCACGAGCACAUUUCGAGAAGCAGCCCCCCUCCAACCUCAGGAAAUCCAACUUCUUCCACUUUGUGCUGGCCGUGUACGACCGGCAGGGGCAGCCUGUGGAGGUGGAGCGCACAGCCUUCAUCGACUUCGUGGAGAAGGACCGAGAGCAUGGAGCCGAGAAGACCAACAACGGGGUCCACUACCGCCUGCGGCUGGUGUACAAUAAUGGACUUCGGACAGAACAGGACCUCUACGUGCGCCUCAUCGACUCCAUGUCCAAGCAGGCCAUCAUCUAUGAGGGACAGGACAAGAACCCCGAGAUGUGCCGAGUGCUGCUCACCCACGAGAUUAUGUGCAGCCGGUGCUGUGACCGAAAGAGCUGUGGCAACCGGAAUGAGACCCCUUCUGACCCCGUCAUUAUUGACAGGUUCUUCCUCAAGUUCUUCCUCAAGUGCAACCAGAACUGCCUAAAGAAUGCGGGGAAUCCCCGAGACAUGCGCCGCUUCCAGGUGGUGGUGUCCACGACGGUGAGCGUGGACGGCCACGUGUUGGCGGUGUCCGACAACAUGUUUGUGCACAACAACUCCAAGCACGGCCGCAGGGCGCGCCGCCUGGACCCCUCCGAAGAACCCAGCCCGCCCAUGCACCCUGAGGCAGUUCCGUGGGGGCUGGGGUGGGGGUGGGCAGCGCAUGCAGCCAGACGGGCUCUGGGACUAGUUGCUGGUGUGUUUUGCGUCCUGUCCCCCCACUGGGGGUGGAGUGGGGGUGUCCUGUCAACGCUGGCCCUCUCCCCAGCCCUGAAUGAGCCCACCAUUGACUACGGAUUCCAGAGGCUACAGAAAGUCAUUCCCAGGCACCCGGGAGACCCCGAAAGGCUGCCCAAGGAAGUGCUGCUGAAGCGGGCGGCCGACUUGGCAGAGGCCCUGUAUGGAGUGCCCAGCAGUAACCAGGAGCUGCUCCUGAAGCGCGCGGCCGACGUGGCCGAGGCUCUGUACAGCGCCCCGCGGGCGCCAGCCCCGCUCGGCCCGCUGGCCCCGAGCCACCCGCACCCCGCCGUCGUGGGCAUCAACGCCUUCAGCAGCCCGCUGGCCAUCGCCGUUGGGGACGCCACGCCGGGGCCCGAGCCCGGCUACGCGCGCAGCUGCAGCAGUGCAUCCCCGCACGGGUUCGCGCCCAGCCCCAGCUCGCAGCAGAGCGGCUACGGCGGCGGCCUCGGGGCUGGCCUCGGCGGCUACGGGGCCCCGGGCGUGGCCGGCCUCGGCGUACCCGGGUCCCCUAGCUUCCUCAAUGGCUCCACGGCCACCUCGCCCUUCGCCAUCAUGCCCUCUAGCCCCCCGCUGGCCGCUGCCUCCUCCAUGUCCCUCCCGGCUGCUGCCCCUACUGCCAGCGUCUUCUCCUUCUCGCCUGUCAACAUGAUCUCCGCUGUCAAACAGAGGAGCGCCUUCGCCCCUGUGCUGCGGCCACCUGGCUCCCCGCCCCAGGCCUGCCCCAGAGCCCAUGGAGACGGACUUGCAGACCAGCCUUUUGAGGACUCUGAAAAGUUCCACUCACAAGCCCGGGGACUUCAGGGCCUGGCGUACUCCUAAUCCUGAUCUGCAGAAGUUGCCUCCAGCGAGCCUGGCCUGGAUUCAUGGAUUCACACCCAGGUCCUGGAUGGCAGCACAGGCAGAUGCAGGGCCAGGACUGCAAGCUGACCUCAACCCUCGGGCGUGAACUGGAGAGGCCUUCCUCCCAGGCUAGAGCCCACCGGCCUCACAGGCUUCUCUCGCCUCCCUUUCUCUGGGCUGGUCGGAAGCCCAGCACUGUGCUGAUGCUCUUGGCAGGAGAGCAUCCUGGAGGAGGGGCUGGGAUGCUGGGCCCCCCCUCACUGGGUCGGUUCCUCUGGAAGAGAUGGAGCUCAUCCAGACCAGGGUCAUCGGGUAAGAGGAGCGUGGGAUGGCACAGCUCAGGGAGAGGUGGCCUAGGAAGGUCCUGUUCGUAUCCAACCCAUUUCAGUAAUCCCAGCAUCCUAACUUCUCUCCGGGGCUUAGGGUGGUGCCCAGAAGCCUCAGGAGGCCUGCCCAGGCUCCUAUGGAGUUCCCCAAGGCCGCCCGACUUGGGCUCCCCCGACUCUUUGAGCCCUGUCCCAUCAUGGCUUCCAGGGUGGGGGCUUUGGACCUGGAGGGUGCAGAAGGCAGCGUGUCAGACCCCUGGAUGUUGGGUCUUUAUUCACCGAUGGAUGGCUCCUGGAUGCUGCGCGCGCGCGCGCCACACACACGGACUCGGUUGGGAUGGCAGAGGACAAGUUGAUCCCCAGGUGGCCUCAUGCUCUGCUCUUCAGAGUUUGGAGAAAUCGGAACAAUAAACACAGAUGCAGGUGGCCA